UGUUUCUUAAUCUUGAGUUUGUCUUUGUCUCAACUAAAAUUCUUUCUGUUUAGUUGUGUAGAUAGAUUGUAUUUUUCAUCUAUUGAAGCUCUUUAGUUGUGUGACAUUGUAAUUCUAUAGCUUGCAAGUCAUUUUUCUUUCUGUUCUUGUUCCCUUUGUCUCUGUCUUUCAAGAGGGACAAAAGCUCAGGAUAUUGCGAAAAGAAUGAAACUUGUAAUCAUGUUCUUGUCAUUUUAGCUUCAAUUCUUUUCUUUUGAGGUUCAUUGUAUCAUUAAGAAUCCACAUAUAUGCAUAUACAUGAGCUAGAAUAUUAUAUAAAAUAUGUCAGCUUCAGUAAGUUACUGUUGUCUCUAAGUUUUUUCUGGGUAGAAAUUGAACAUCUUCAUAAGUUCUAUCACUGUUGUGUUUCACCAAUAUGUGAUGAAUGAGCCACACUUGGGGCGAAAACAGAGUUUUACCUUAACUUUGAGUUGAAAUUUCUGCACUGUUCUUUCACUAUUCUGUUUCAUAAGUUUUUUUUUUUUUUGCAGCAUAUUGAUGUCAUUUUCUAUUACCUAAGAAAGAAAGGAAAAUAUGAUACCAACAGUAAUGUUCGUUUUACGACGACUGAUUGUGUUUUCAAGACAAAGAUUACCAAUUCUUUCUUUAAACUUUGUGAUGCUCAUGAGGAUAAGAAAAAUUUUAAAGUUUUAGAUUCUGAUGAUAUUGCCCGGUAUAUCAGUGGACGUCGUUUGUUGGCAAGUACCUCGUGGGAUAAAGUGGAUUUUGUUCUUAUUCCACUAAACAUUAAAGAGAAUCGUCACUGGAUUUUUGUGGUGUUUGAUAUUGGGCAAAGGUCAUUGGAGGUGUAUGAUUCAUUUCCGGCUAGGGGUGGGGUGAAUUUAGAGGUAAAAAAUAUUGUUGAGAUGCUUUCGGUUGUUUUACCAUAUUAUCUAAGUGUGGUUAAGUUCUAUGAUAAGCGUCCUGAAUUGAAGUCAACACCAAAAUACAGUGAGAUAAAUGAGUUCGAGAAAAUUGAGUUUCAUUUCAUAACUAAAGAUGUUCCCAGACAAAAUGAGGAUUCACUGGAUUGUGGAGUUUUCGUUGCUGCAUUUGCGGAGUUUGUAAGUAAUGGCCAACAUAUUCAAAAUCAACAAGUAAAGGCAGACAUUGUCCGAAAGAGAUUUGGAGCUAUAUUAUGGGAAUAUGCAAGAAGGAUGCAAGCGAGUGACCUUCAAAGUGAAGACGAAAGACCAGUUAGAUAAAGGAAUAUAGUUAUAUUAGUUAGUAUGACUAUGAAAACUAUAUAAUGUAAAACAAUUUGUAGUUACUAUGGCUAUGAAAAAUUGUAUUGCUCUAUUUUGUAAGUCUUGAUAUUAUAUACCUAACUGUGUUGUUUAUAUGUAAGUCUUCUAUUUGAAGUUGUUCCUUCUUUGUGUCCUUAUUGAUCCUUUCUGUUUGUACUUCCUCUAAGGAAUUUUGUCUUUGCAGUUGGAAUGCUACAUAUGUUAGUUUGUUUGGGAGCAACAAGUUGCUGCCCAUGUCUAUCCAGCUUGCUGGAAGUAUGCAUGAUUGAGUUUAAAAAAGUCAAUGCUCCUCAUACUUCUGUUUGAAUGACACUAUGAAUGCUUAUGUAAAACUGGCAGGAAAUGGUAGUAAAAAAUUGUAAUUAGGUUGAUUUAAAGUUAUAGUUUUAUUUGAAUAUGUAAUUUGAGUAGUAAAAAAUUGUAAUUUUCGAGGUGAACAUGAAACCUCAAUAAGUUGU
Solanum lycopersicum (tomato) is the source of this 1744-nucleotide messenger RNA. The record is from RefSeq and is a predicted model, not a curated record. Lineage: Eukaryota; Viridiplantae; Streptophyta; Magnoliopsida; Solanales; Solanaceae.